CACUAAUGUGUUUAUGUCAGUUAAUAAGGAUUAGAGUUCUCUGAAGCUAGGUCAGUCUUACGAGCAUCUGCAGCAUGGCAGUGUGGGAUUACUGUUACUUAGUCCACACACAUGCAGGUACACUGUUCACAAUGUCACAUAUGAGGCCAAAGACAGCUAUUUAUUCCUUAGCAAUGCUGUACACUAGUUAUUACUGCUACUGCUCAGAUGUAAGCAUACAUCCAAUUACAUGCAGGUUCCUAUCAACUUGCCUCAGUUAACCUGUGCCUGUAGUUUAGUUUGCUCACUAGCAGUGUAUGGUCUCAGUCCACUCUCUAUCCUCUGUCUGUAUACCCUAUACGUUAUGACCUCGCUGAUUCCAGUGCCAAAGCCCUCAUAUUCCCAGGCCAGGGAAACCCUGGUAAAGGCUAUUCCCCCAAAGGUCAUCUGCUUGCUGGCCUGUGGGGGAAGAGAUUGCCGCUAUGAGGGGCCAGUGUGCUGGAGACCAAGCCAACAGGCUAUUAAGGGCCUCUUCUCUAGUUGGAUGACUGACGACAUUGUUGCUAUGGCAAGGCCAUCUACUAAUCUCAUUAAGGCAUACAACAUAAUAGAUCAGUUUAAAAAGUUGAACAUUAAAUCCAUCAUUAAUAUGCAGCUGCCAGGCGAACAUGCUCACUGCGGUCCUGACCUGGAGCCUGACAGCGGCUUCACAUAUUCACCUCAGAUCUUCAUGGAGAAUCAGAUUUACUUCUAUAACUUUGGCAUGGCUGAUUUUGGAGUGUCGCCUUUGGAGGGGAUUCUCAAUGCAGUGAAGGUUUUGGCCUUCUCUGUGCAGGAGGGUAAAGUGGCUGUACACUGUCACGCUGGACUAGGCAGGACAGGAGUGCUGAUUGCAUGCUACUUGAUCUACACAUUAAGGAUCAGUGCUAAUGAGGCUGUGCACUAUGUACGGAUAAAGAGACCUUCCUCUAUUCAGACACGUGCCCAGAUCAACCUGGUGUUUGACUUUGCAAGGCUCCUGGGCUCCCAGCUGGUGCAGUACCCGAUGCUGAACAUAUGCCAUGGUGCCCCAUUUAGUAUGAGGCAGUAUCUUCAGCGCCAGGCCUUGCUCUUACAUGGAGAAGAGGCCCGAUCUCUUGCACACACACCAAAGAUCUUGCAUUUCCUCUGCAGCCUGUUAACAUCCCUCGCCCAGGGAACAUCCAGUCCUCCAGAAGUUUGUCAGGAACUUGAGAACAAAGCAGCCAUUUUGGUUCUUCAGCAGGCUGUGAGGAAUAUUUUGGUUCUGCAGCGAUAUUUACCUGUCCUGGUGGAUGGGGAGGAUUCUUGCGAGUCCGUCUCUUCCUGGGAUGAGCCUUUUGGAUUUUUAGAAAGGAAGAGAGAAAUGCUUUUGUUCAAGCGCAGUUACAGUGAAUCAGACCUCAGCAAAAUUUCUCUGAACAACGAUAUUAAAUUUAUUCACUGCUCCACACUGUUUGGGAAUGGUGGUAAAGUCAGUAAUGGAAUUGUGAGUCAUAUAAGAAAGGAGGAAUCAACAAAUCCUUCCUUCACUGUUUUGAUAAAUAAGACUAACUGUGCAGCAGACAGACAGACACACAUCCCACCAUCAAAUCAUCACUUUGGUAAGCCUAGUACUGGCAAGAGGGCAAUGUGCAUAAUGAAAACAUCUCAGGGUUUCCCAAAAUUCAGCUCCAAUAUAGAGCUCUGUAAAAAUUACAAGUAUGGAAAAGCAUCAUUAACAUCGAGAGCUGUUGCUAAAGCAAUGGCACAAAAGGAACCCACAGACUGCAAAAUCCAGGAAAGAGCUGCACAAUUACAGGAGGAACUGAACAUCAGUGCUUAUGGAUGGGCCACACUGGCCAUGGAGACGGAACCAAAAGUUCUAAGUGCUCUGAUGUGGAUCUGGUUAGAAAAACUAAAGGAUCCUGUCCUGAGUGCAGACGACAUAAGUAAACUAACAAGUACGCCUGGCCCAAAUCCCCUAAAAAUGCUGCACAAGUCUCAGCGUAGCACUCUGUGUUGUUUGCUGAGCUGUGUGUCUCAGGUGACGUCUCACUGUCCACACUUUGAAAACGCAAUCCUGCGGAAGCUUAUCAAGGCACUGACCAGGUACCUUACAGAAGAAACAGAGAGCUACAACACAUUGAUGAAGGUGUUUAGAACCAUAGUAAGAGAUAUGCAAAGUCUCUCACGCUUCUACGUGGCUACAGGGACAACGUCGGCAAUCGGAAAAAAAUCUUAA
This is a messenger RNA of Tachysurus vachellii, 2221 nucleotides long. RefSeq lists its product as uncharacterized. The coding region runs from base 230 to 2221 and encodes 663 amino acids. Gene Ontology annotation, biological process: protein dephosphorylation; cilium assembly. Gene Ontology annotation, molecular function: protein tyrosine/serine/threonine phosphatase activity. The transcript is spliced from 12 exons. Lineage: Eukaryota; Metazoa; Chordata; Actinopteri; Siluriformes; Bagridae. The record is from RefSeq and is a predicted model, not a curated record.